Messenger RNA from Fukomys damarensis (Damara mole-rat), 1823 nucleotides. It is a transcript of the gene Btg3, whose product is annotated as BTG anti-proliferation factor 3. Lineage: Eukaryota; Metazoa; Chordata; Mammalia; Rodentia; Bathyergidae. Gene Ontology annotation, biological process: negative regulation of cell population proliferation; negative regulation of mitotic cell cycle. The record is from RefSeq and is a predicted model, not a curated record. Gene Ontology annotation, cellular component: cytoplasm; nucleus. The coding region runs from base 72 to 893 and encodes 273 amino acids. The transcript is spliced from 5 exons.
GCUCGGAGCUCAUCACCCCAGCGGCCAGCCUUCCUGCUCCCUCAACCCGGGAGACGUCCAUCAGAAGAAUAAUGUUUAUAGAACCGUCUGCAAUCAGCCUUUCGUUACCAAGGAGGGGAAACUGCAAAGGAAAAAUGAAGAACGAAAUUGCUGCUGUUGUCUUCUUUUUCACAAGGCUUGUUCGAAAACAUGAUAAAUUGAAAAAAGAGGCAGUUGAGAGGUUUGCUGAGAAAUUGACUCUAAUACUUCAAGAAAAAUACAAAAAUCACUGGUAUCCAGAAAAACCUUCAAAAGGACAGGCCUACAGAUGCAUUCGUGUCAAUAAGUUUCAAAGAGUUGAUCCUGAUGUCUUAAAAGCCUGUGAGAACAGCUGCAUCUUGUACAGUGACCUUGGCUUGCCCAAAGAGCUCACUCUCUGGGUGGACCCAUGUGAGGUGUGUUGCCGGUAUGGAGAGAAAAACAAUGCAUUCAUUGUUGCCAGCUUUGAAAAUGAAGAUGAGAACAAAGAUGAUAUCUCCAAGAAAGUUACUAGAGCCCUUGAUAAGGUCACCUCUGAUUAUCAUUCAGGGUCCUCUUCUUCAGAUGAAGAAACAAGUAAGGAAGUAGAAAUAAAACCCAGUCCACUGACUGCAACCCCAAGCCCUGUGUACCAGAUUUCAGAACUGAUAUUCCCACCUCUUCCAGUGUGGCAGCCUUUGCCAAGGAAAAAGCCAGGAAUGUACCGAGGAAAUGGUCAUCAGAGUCACUACCCUCCUCCGGUUCCAUUUGGUUAUCCAAAUCAGGGAAGGAAGAAUAAACCUUAUCGCUCAGUUCCAGUGACUUGGGUACCUCCUCCUGGAAUGCAUUGUGACCGGAAUCACUGGAUUAAUCCUCACAUGUUAGCACCUCACUAGCUCCUUUUGAUUCUCUUGUCAUAUUGAAAAAAGGGGUAGAUUAUACCCUACUGCAUAUUAAAAGUUCAUAUUCAUAGUAGUGGAGUUAGAUGAAUCAAACCAUCAAACUUAUUUUUAUAGAGAAGUUAUUGAGAAUAAUCUUUCUUAAAUAAAACAUAUAUAUGCACUUUAGAUAUAUUGAUAUAGUUUGAGAAACUUUAUUAGUCAAGUGCCUGAGUUUUUAAUAUUGGACUUGAGUAUUUAUAUAUAUUGUGCAUCAACUCUGUUAAAUACAAAUACACUGUAGGAGUGGAUGAUCUGUGCUAGCACCUUUAAACAUUUACUUUAUGGAGAGUAAGUUAUUUAUAAUACAAGAAAAUCUAUUUUAUGUUAUUUAGAAAAAUUGUGAGAUCAUGUAGUUGCAAAUAAAAAGUAGUUUGAGGCAUGACAAUGCUUGAUUUUAUUCUGUGCUUAAAAAGGAAAGGAGAAAAGGCAAAAGGGAUAUUUUAUCUCAUACUCAGAGAAUAAGAAUUCCAAAGUUUCAUUUUUAAAAAUUAACUUUAUUAACCAUACCUUCCCAAAGGCCACAUACCAAAAUAUACAUGUUAAAAAGUCUAAAAUUUAUUAAUGACAGCUAAUUGAAAAUAUAAAUAUAGUAUCUUUUAACUAUCAAAGUGACCAUAUAUUUUUCUAAUCAAGAAUUUGACCCAUCAUAAUUUGACACAUGUGACUUAAAUGUCUUAAGUCAUUACAUAAAGCAGAAAUGUUCUUAAUAGCCACUCUAAUCUUGUGACUUGUGAUGUAAAAAAAAAGAAACAGUUCAGUGUCUACUAGAGGUAUAAAUUAAAGUCAAAUUGUACAAUACUUCAGAUUCUUCAGCAGUCCUUCACACUUACACCACAGUAAUCCCAUCAGUCUUGUAAGUGUGUUUGAACUACAAAAAGAAAAAAA